This is a messenger RNA of Candidula unifasciata, 393 nucleotides long. Lineage: Eukaryota; Metazoa; Mollusca; Gastropoda; Stylommatophora; Geomitridae. The record is from the annotation of a GenBank genome assembly.
AUGGAUCCUAUCAACAGGACACAGAUCACUGUGGACUGGUCAGAUCCCUGGUUCUCUGCAUUGCUGGGCUUUCACAUCCUAACAUUCUUGGUCACCUUCAUCACCAGGAGGAGACAGGUGCUACAGGUGGUUCACUUCGGGGCUUUGUUUGUGUUAGUGUACAGUGCUGAAACCCUCAAUGAGCUUGCGGCUAAGAAUUGGAAGUUGUUUUCCCGACAGCAGUACUUUGACAGCAAGGGCAUGUUUAUAUCUCUGGUUUGGUCGGCUCCUCUGCUCGUCAACUGUUUGAUCAUUGUGAUGAUGUGGAUUCUGACCUCAGCACAGCUGAUGGUGACAACAGGAAAACUGAAGUUAGAACACGAAAAGAGGAAUAAGGUCAAGAAGAAACAAUAA